UUUUUAGGGCGCGUCGUCACUUUUUAUCACUAAAAGGCUUUCCCAUUCACUAAUCUUCCUUGGUUUUGUCCUACGACAGGUACGACAACAUUGGAUGCAUUUCCCUUUGAGAGAAAUUUUCCCACCAGCGCCACCUGCUUAAGUUUAGACGAGUUUUUUAAGGCUCGAAUAAUUACAAUAAUUAUUAUUUUUGAUUCUUCUGUAUAGAUCUUGAAUUGAAAGUUUUUCAGAAUUUAUUCAAAACUUUUUUUUUUUAAAUAGUUUUUGUGAUUUUUUGUAGUAAAUUUUCUCUUUAAAAAAAAAUAAAAUCUCGUAUAAAUAAGAGAAAACUAGCCAAGAGUUCGACCCUGGAGAGAGAAAGUCUAAAGAAGAAGAAGAAGGUUGACAAUCAAAAACAGUGGAGUCACGACGAGAAAUAUAAAAUAAAAAUUUUCGUGAAUAAACUGGAGAAUCAGCCAUGAGCGGACCGAUAUUCGGCAACACAAACUCCUCGGGGCUCUCCUCCACCAACAACAGCCGCCAUUUAGUGGAAUUUCGCGCCGGGCGGAUGAAUAUGGUGGGCAAGAUGGUGCAUCCGGACACCCGGAAGGGCCUCGUGUACGUCUACCAAUCCGAAGAUGGGCUAAUACAUUUCUGCUGGAAAGAUCGCACCACCGGCAACACGGAAGAUGACCUCAUCAUCUUCCCGGAUGAUUGUGAAUUCAAGAAGAUCGAGCAAUGCAACACAGGACGUGUGUACUUGCUGAAAUUCAAAUCAUCCUCGCGGAAGCUCUUCUUCUGGAUGCAGGAGACAAAGACGGACAAAGAUGAUGAGUGGUGUCGCCGUAUAAAUGAUGUCAUCAACAAUCCACCCACAAACAUCCCAUCGGGAGGUCGUGGGGACAACAGUGAUCUACAGUACAUGCUGAAUAACAUGAGCCAGCAGCAGCUGAUGCAACUCUUUGGUGGCGUUGGGCAAAUUGGUGGGCUGAGCAGUCUCUUUGGCGGCAAUGCGCGUUCCUCGGAGAGUUCCUCUGCACGCAAUACACCCUCCGGGACGGCGAGUGGGGGUACAGCUAGUGCUACGGCUGUUACACCACCCCCCGUUAGUAGCUCCGUGAGCCAACCAGCAGCCCCCAAGAAGUCCUCAAGUGGUGGUGCCAGCAAAACCACCAACAAUGGCACAGCUGCUGAAAGCACCAACUCCGGCGGUGCAGACAAGACCAAUGUUCUGCUGAGUGAGCUCCAGAGCUACCUGUCCGAGUUCUCACCGUCCGGUGUGUCCGGAAAUCAGAGGAAUCGUGGCACAAAGCCCGUGGAGUUGUCUGCAAUUCUCAACACUGAAUCCGUGGGCACUAUUGCUGGGGACGAGACCUGCCGCAAGGGAUUGGAACCACUACUACCCAAGACAGCUGCCAAGGAGCCCGUGGAUCAGCAGAUACGCGACACAGUGGCUUCACCGCAGUUCCAGCAGGCACUGUCCAUGUUCAACAAUGCCCUUCAGAGUGGCCAACUUGGUCCGGUUUUCUCGCAAUUCAAUCUGGGUGUUGAGGCGGUGACGGCAGCCAAUGAUGGGGACACUGAAUCCUUCCUCCAAGCCCUCGAGAAGAGCAUCACGGACAAGGGAGAUACGAAGGCAGUGCCGGAGGAGAAAUGAUCCAACAGCAGUUUUGUGGGUAAAAUGCUUCGCUACAUUUAACUAAUUUUUGUUUAUUCUGUGAGCCCUCUUAUAAUCAUUAUUUUGCUCAAAAUACAAUGAGUUUCGCAUCCGG
Molecule: messenger RNA, 1751 nt
Organism: Lutzomyia longipalpis
Lineage: Eukaryota; Metazoa; Arthropoda; Insecta; Diptera; Psychodidae
Gene: Rpn13
Product: proteasomal ubiquitin receptor ADRM1 homolog
Exons: 1
Coding region: 458-1636 (392 amino acids)
Biological process (GO): ubiquitin-dependent protein catabolic process
Cellular component (GO): cytoplasm; nucleus; proteasome regulatory particle, lid subcomplex
Molecular function (GO): endopeptidase activator activity; ubiquitin binding; proteasome binding
Source: RefSeq, a predicted model, not a curated record